Molecule: messenger RNA, 714 nt
Organism: Arachis ipaensis
Lineage: Eukaryota; Viridiplantae; Streptophyta; Magnoliopsida; Fabales; Fabaceae
Source: RefSeq, a predicted model, not a curated record
AUGACUGACGUGCAAACUUUCAGACAAUUGGAGGCAAAAUCAUUGUAUCAGGCUUGGGAGAGGUAUAAGGCACUGAUUAGAAGAUGUCCUUCGAAUAUGUUCGGUGAAUGGGUGAAGCUCCAUAACUUCUAUGAAGGCCUCUCUAUGAAAUCAAGAAAGGCAUUAGAUUAUUCUUCAGGAGGGCCACUUCAAAUGAUGAAAACUCUAGAGGAGGCACAUGAUCUAAUAGACAUGGUGGCUAACAACCAGUACUUUUACUCCUCGGAGAGACAAGCAACUCCAAAGAGAGAUGGAAAUGAUGGCAAAAAGGAUAGUGUACUACAAUUGGCUGUAAUUAGCACAACAAGACAAGUUCCAAAUGCAUGGAGCCAAAAUGAAGAAAGCUUUGAGGCAUACAAUAAUGAGCAGCAGCCUGAGCAAGUCAAGUAUAUGCACAACACAAGCUCUUCCCACAAUGACUUUCAUGGGGACACAUACAUCUCCUCAUGGAGGAACCAUCCCAACUUGAGUUGGGGAGACAACCAGAACCAAUGGCAGAGGAACUCUAAUCCCAAUAACUUUCGCAACACAAGCAACCAAAACCAUCACCCCACUAACAACAAUCCAUACAGAAAACCACAAAAUAAUGUCUCCACAUCCACAUUCUACCCACAAAAUAACCCUGCAAACAACCCAACCAACUUCCAUCAACAACCAACUCAUCCACAACCCUAG